AUGGAGCUCUCUAAAUAUUUGAUUGAAUUUGAUUUAUGCAAAUCCCGAGCAGAUUAUUCUAUGUUCAUUUAUCAGUCUAAUGAUGCCUUAAUUUAUUUUAUGGUGUAUGUAGAUGACAUUGUAGUCACAGGAAAUUCUAAUGAGCUGUUGGAUCAUUUUGUUUCCUGCUUAGCACAACGGUUUUCAGUUAAAGACUUAGGAGCGUUACAUCAUUUUCUUGGCGUUGAGGUAAUUCCCACUCCGAAUGACUUGUUCUUGUCUCAAUCGCAGUAUAUUAUUGAUAUCUUGAAAGAGGUUGACAUGCAUGAAGCCAAGAUUGUGCAUACACCUAUUGGGUCUUCGGUUGACUUAUUCCGACCAAAGGAUCACAGUGAUGCUUCUACUGAUGCUACAUAUAUUGAAGGGUAA
Molecule: messenger RNA, 408 nt
Organism: Ipomoea nil (Japanese morning glory)
Lineage: Eukaryota; Viridiplantae; Streptophyta; Magnoliopsida; Solanales; Convolvulaceae
Exons: 1
Coding region: 1-408 (135 amino acids)
Source: RefSeq, a predicted model, not a curated record